UAGAAAACAAGGAAAAGGAGAAGGUCCCAGCAAAGAGAUAUUUUCUUUUCCCACUUAAAAGAACCCAGUAUCUGCUUCUCCACUAACUUCGCGCCUCUAAAACCCUUCUCCGUUCUGCCCCCCUCUACCUCCUCUCGUCGUUGGUCGUCGGUCGUCGGUCGUCGGUCGUCGGAGGCAGGCCGUCGCUAGCUGGCUUGCUCGGUUCGCGCUUCGACUGCGCGUCUGUCUUCGAGGUGCAUUUACUUCGUUCGAUCCCUGUUCAAGGGCUUGGUGAUUUGGUGGAAAACCGCGGUAAGUCCCCUUCCAGAUCCCGAAUCGCGCUGCUUUCGUUUUCAAAUUCCUUCCUUUGGUUUUCUCGCUUGAUUCGUAUGAUUUGAAUUGCGAAUCCGGUGGAUCUUCUCGAUUGGGGAUUACUCGGAUUUAGCUUUGGUCUGUUGCUUGCAGUCUUUUUUCAAAUCAGGGCUUCUUUUCUGUUCCGUUUUUUAUCCGAUUCGGAUGCUGCACGGUACCCAUGUUUGGCUGGGGUUUUCGUCUUUCUUUUCCGGUUGAGGAUUUGAAUUACUAGUAUUUUUCCCGUCCCUUCCGCAGUUUGAUUUGUCAUUCGGGGACGGGAAGCAUAGUUUCUGUGUUCGUCUUGCUCUUUGUGGGUGAUUGGGUUUAUGUUUCUGGGGAGGGUUUGUGCUUUCCGUAGCCUAGAGGAGUUAUGGGGUCGAAAUGCAAUUACUUUUGUGGUGCUUUACUUGGUCUUCCCCUUGCUCUAUACGAAUUAUUGCGGUUCAAACCUUCUGAUGCAGCCUUCUUCUACCCAGCAGCUCUCCCGUACGUACGUGAUGUUUUCAGUUUCACUUUCUAGUGCCACGGCACUUUUGGAGAUGGCUUCAUAAGGUGCAUGUGAUUGGGGAACCUUUGCUUUCUGCACCUGUGUUCCUCCAAUUGAUCAUCAUGGGAGCUGCCGAAACUGUUGUGACUAAGAAGAUUUUGAAGAUAAAAUUUUCCACCCAGAAGGUUGAAGUUGAUCCUGGGGCAAGUUCAUGUGGAUUGAAGCAGAAGUUGUGUGCUGAUCUUACUUCUCAAACUCGGAUGGGUACAUCACAAAAUGCUAAAUUUGCCGUUUCGUGCUCUAAAAAGCGUGGCCCGUCAAUGGAUAUAGAUGGUCAUCCAUGUAAGAGAUGGAAAAUGGAUCGUACAGUAACACAGCAGUGCUUGGCUCUUCUGAAAGUUCUUGUUGGACAUCCAGACGGUUGGGUUUUCUCUGAGCCAGUGGAUCCUGUCAAACUUGCGAUUCCAGAUUAUUUCACUAUCAUAUCCCAUCCUAUGGAUCUAGGGACCAUAAAGUCCAAGCUGUCUAAGAAUGCAUAUGUGGGGGCUGAAGAAUUUGCAGCUGAUGUUAAAUUGACGUUUGAUAAUGCUAUGCUGUAUAACCCACCGAGUAACCCUGUGCAUCAGCAGGCCAUGGAGCUUCAUAAAAUUUUUGACACCAGAUGGAAUUUAUUAGAGGAUAAAUGGAGUUAUGAAAUGUCAAAAUAUGGAAAGGCGAAAUUACGUGGUGCGCAGGUUAAGGGAAACGACUGUAUGAAACAGAACUGCCCCAGAACGCCACCUCCUUGCAAUGCUACUCUAUCUAGGAAGCCAUCAAAAGAGAUGACGGAAAGGGGCUCUUUACAUGCCCAGGCUGUUGAGGUUAAGAAUGCCAAAGCUGCUGAUAACUGUGUACCGAAGUCCGUCAAAGGUCCUGGACAUGUGCAUGGUCUUAUCAAUUGCAAACCACCAAUGAGGAUAGUGGUUCGCAAAUGUGGUACUUGUGGCAAGGGCCCCUGUGGAUGUAGCCUUCAGAUGAAUUCAGUUAAUGCAUUGUCAGAUGCAUCCAUUGCUGGAGCAUUUAGCAGGGAUCUUUCCCAAAGCACUGAUGCCAGAACAGUGGACUAUCCGCCAGAGGUUAUCUCGAUUUCCCAAAUGAGCAGGUCAGAUCCAGAUUCUGAUGGUGCCGUGAGUGCUUUAGAUGAAGACAAUUUAUGUCCUAGUUCGGAGCUUGUAAUGCCUAUUACGGAUGCAACUUCUGGAGAAGAUUGGAGAUCUCAUGUUGUUGAAGCACAUCAAAUGUCACCGAAAAGAGCCCUACGUGCUGCAAUGAUUAAGGAACGAUUUGCAUACACAAUUCUGAAGGCAAAGCAUAAUACGCUUCUUGAUCAUGGUGACAAGGCUGAAUCAAUAAAGAUGAAGCGGGAAAAGGAGAGAUUGGAAAGGAUGCACCAUGAAGAGAAAACAAGAAUUGAAGCCCAGAUCAAAGAGGCUGAAGCUGCCUCCCAGAGGCAACACGAGAUGGAAUUGAAGGAGCGAAGGCAACGGGAAAGAGAAGCCGCCCGGGUUGCAGUGCUGAAGGUUGAGAAAAGUGUUGAGAUUGAGGAGAACAAAGAAGUACUGAGAGAACUCGAGGAUCUAAGUGGGUGCAGGCUGUUGUUAGUCAGUCCAAGAGUGGGUGAGAGAGCAUACAGAGGAAGAGAAAGUGAAGGAGGAUGUGGCUUUGAAAGCCCCUUGAGUCCACUGGAGCGAUUAGGUCUGUUCUUCAAGGACGACGAGACCGACAAUGUGGAUGAUUGGUUAGAUGUUGAUGUCGAGGACGGCGAGCUGUUGCCUUGAAAAUGCCUGCAGUCCAAAAUAAUUACUGCUUGUGUUCCAUAUUAUUUUUUCUUUCUUUCCUGAGCUGCCUCCUGUUAAUAAAUAUCUUUUGCCGAGAGGAAAGGGGAAGUUUUGAUUGAUUGUAAAUGAGUAUAAUUUAGUAGUCGUUGGUUAUAGAUUAGGUUGGUUCUGUAGCGUGCACAAGUUGCACUUCGAUUCGUAUAACGUCCAGUUAAGUUAACUGGAGUUUGAUGCUGGAUCUUGUUGCCCCUAGUCGAGUUCUUUUGGAACGAAAUUUCUAAUCAUGUGAAAGAUAAUAUCCAACAUAUACCACUGGUUCUAACCGGCUAUAUUUCGGAUAUGGAAAAUGGAUAUUGAAGAUACAAGAACUGAACGCUCUGAAACAGAGAAUGAAAUUGGUUCGGUAGA
This is a messenger RNA of Linum trigynum, 3045 nucleotides long. The record is from the annotation of a GenBank genome assembly. NCBI's taxonomy places the organism in Eukaryota, Viridiplantae, Streptophyta, Magnoliopsida, Malpighiales, Linaceae.